Messenger RNA from Durusdinium trenchii, 948 nucleotides. Lineage: Eukaryota; Dinophyceae; Suessiales; Symbiodiniaceae. The record is from the annotation of a GenBank genome assembly.
UGUUGGAUUGUUUGCCCCCCAAAACCACCAUUUUCUCUUCUCUUCAUGCGAUGCCUAUGUUCCUGCUUGAUCUUAUACUUGCAGCGUCCAGUUGCCUUAGCGAGUGGGGACACUUAUCCAACGGUCGAUCAGCCAAAGUUCUGGGACGAAGUGUACGAGCGGCAGACUGAUAGGGACAUCUAUGAGUGGUAUGGUCUCGGCUAUGAACAAUUGCAAUCCUACUUUUUGGAUGCUCUCUUGCAGCCCACCUUCUCAAGCCCGCCACCAGUGACAAGGCCCAAUACUUUGGCUUGAGGAAGUAGAUCAGGGCCCCAAGUGUGUGGAGGCCUGCAGUUAGGCACGACAAGUGUACGCCUUAUGCCACCGACGGUGAGCACAAUUCUCCAUGCGCAGACCUUUAGGAGACUACUUGUUGUCGGAAGUGGAGACUCUGCAUUGAGUGCUCAGCUUGCGUCUGAGAAGGCGUUGAAGCCGGAAUGGGAGGUGAUCAGCAUCGACUUUUCUUCAGAGGUCACCGAUCGAAUGAAGAUUCGUUUCCCAGAGUUAGCUUUCUUGACAAUGGAUGCCAGGGCUCUCUCCUUCGAAGAUGCUUCUUUUGGAGCCAUUGUAGAUAAAGGGCUUUCAGAUUGCAUUGGUAGUGUCACCGAGCGGCGAAAGUAUUUUCAGGAGCUGCGGCGGGUUGCUGUUGAUGGUGGAAGGCUGCUGGUUCUUUCACAGAGACAUCUACAAACAGAGCAAGACAUUCUGGAUCAAACUGAUGAGGAUGGUAGCGACCUGGGUCCGAGCUGGCUUUGCAAACGCGAGGAAGUGUAUGGGGCCCUUUUUGUGGAGAAUGAUCCCACGCGGCCACCCUUUCCUCAACCCGGCACCGACAACACCAUCCCGUACUUCUUGUUGGUUUGCACGACAAAUGAAGACACUGCCGAGCAGAGCAUGACAUGAGAAAAA